UUUUUUUCUUUUCCCAUAUCACUUUUAUUUUACACUCGUCUGAUUUGCUCAGAUUUUCUCCAACCAUUUGCGUCAUUCGCUCAGCUCCCGGAUUGCCAGGCCCUUGUCUGACAUGAGCAGCGACGCGAGCGCGGGUCCCGCUGCAGGCGCCACUCUCGGCCCCAGCGCAUCCAUCCACAUUGCUGCUGUGCAUCCAAGACAGACUACUGCUGCGAAGGCCGAGCCAGAGCGACUGCAGCAGUCGAAGCGCGACGGCGCGGAUCCAUCGCAUCGGGUUCCAGCCACCACGCCGCUGUCCGCUCACCAGCACGAGCAUGAGCAGCAGCAUGGUCAACAGCAGCACCAGCAGCGUCGCAUUGGGAUUGUCCACUCGCUGGCUGCAGGUGCCAUUGCAGGAGCCGUUGCAAAGACGGCGAUUGCGCCGCUGGAUCGCGUCAAGAUCAUGUUCCAAGUCACUCCGAACAAGCAUUACCAUUUGAGUGUCGCACUCCACACCGUGCUCGAGACAUACCGACGAGAAGGUCUCGCCGCAUGUUGGAGGGGCAAUUCGGCCACCAUGCUGCGAAUCAUGCCAUCUGCAGCGCUCCAGUUCAUGUCAUUCCAGCAGUACAAGCAACUAUUAUUGAAGCCUGGUGCCUCCGAUUUGGAUCCCGGGCGCCGAUUUCUCACCGGAUCCCUGGCUGGUUGCACGGCCACAAUGUUUACCUAUCCACUAGACCUGAUGAGGGCUCGCCUCGCUAUUCAAUCCUUGGGCAACCAAAAAUAUUCAAGCAUGCGAAAUGCAUUUGCAACUGUGUGGCGGACAGAGGGUCUCUUUGCUUUCUGGCAUGGCGCGAGCGCCGCACUUGUUGGAAUCGCACCUUAUGCUGGCGUCACCUUUUUCACGUUUGAAACGCUCAAGCUGUACGUUCGCGAGCACCAUGCCGCAGCGGCCGAGCGUGCUGGACGCGCCGCCCCUGCUACUGCCGCAACGCCAAGCCCUCGGCAGGUAGACGAGCUGCCAGCUCAGCCCGCCGGACACCGAUCUGCCGGCGCAUUGCAGGCGAGGCUGCACCAACAGCUCAAGGAAACCAACGCCGCCGCGAGCACCCUCACGCACGCCCAUGAUGAAGUCACCCAUCAUUACCGCGCACAGGAUCAUGACCACGACGCACAUGUCGCCAAGCUUGGCGACGAGUCCGUCACGGCUGUCGAACGCCUCGUUUGCGGCGCAGUUGCCGGCCUCGUUGGGCAAAGCUCGACCUACCCGCUCGAUGUUGUUCGACGAAGAAUGCAGACCGACGGCUUCUUUCACGCGCCAGACCAGAGGCGGUACCACUCUGUGCCAUCUGCACUGGUGAAGAUUGCGCGAGAAGAGGGCAUCCGUGCCCUGUAUCGCGGCUUGAGCAUGAACUUUAUCAAGGGGCCGAUCGCAGCCUCAGUCAGCUUUACCAUCUUUGACCUGCUCUCGCGUUAUUUGAAUGACGUGUUCCCAUCGUCCACGACCCGCCAUGCCCCUGUUGCACUCUAACCAUGCUGAUCGAUGCCGUGUUGGAAGUUCAGCGCACGAGCAAAUGCAACAAAAUCCAACAAAGACAAUACAUUUGUAUCAUUGUA
This is a messenger RNA of Capsaspora owczarzaki ATCC 30864, 1596 nucleotides long. Its product is annotated as solute carrier family 25 member 42. Gene Ontology annotation, biological process: transmembrane transport. The coding region runs from base 113 to 1510 and encodes 465 amino acids. The record is from RefSeq and is a predicted model, not a curated record. Gene Ontology annotation, cellular component: mitochondrial inner membrane. NCBI's taxonomy places the organism in Eukaryota, Filasterea, Ministeriida, Capsasporidae. The transcript is spliced from 5 exons.